Molecule: messenger RNA, 3891 nt
Organism: Drepanopeziza brunnea f. sp. 'multigermtubi' MB_m1
Lineage: Eukaryota; Fungi; Ascomycota; Leotiomycetes; Helotiales; Drepanopezizaceae
Source: RefSeq, a predicted model, not a curated record
AUGUAUCCUCUCUUCCAGAAAGGUGCAAAGCCCAAGCCACCACUCCCGGAAGAAAAUCGCAUGGAACCCAAGAAACAUGCCGACGAUCAACCCAAUGCUGCGCCAAAAAAUAAAGUACUAGGCCGUCCUCGUAAGAGGACAAAUCUUCUAGAGGCAGGAUCUCCCGACGUAGGGACGCCGAAGCGUGCAGUGCCUGCGACCUCGAAAGCAGUCAACCAAGCGCAAUUGCUAGAGGUGGACCCCAACAAUAGCAGGAGGAAACGGCGGAAGACUUCAUCCUCAAAUGGACGAGUCUUGCCUGCUGAACCAGCAGAGUUGAAUUCAAGCUCUCCAGGAGCUCACAAAUUGGAAAUGGCCCAUCACGAAGGACAAGCAAAGGCACCUGCGUUUACCCAGGAUACCACGACCUCCAGCGCAAAGAUGAAGAAAAAUAAUCACCAAUCCAAGGGCUCAGUGGAGUCGCUGCCGACGGAUCUCGCAGCUGAGGUCUCAUGUAGUGAUGACGAGCUACACUCGGUUGCUCAAGGAACUUCGACCCUAGCGCACAUCAUACAACCGGAUGUACUCUCUUGCCCCAGCUCUAAGCCGAAGCCGCCCCAGAAUUUACCGAAAAAUCCUAAGAAAGUGCUACGACUGAAUCCAAAAACAGGGACAAUAGGCUCUCCACCUCCACCAAAGCCUUUUGACACAGUAGAGCACAACCCCCCGAAACAAACCAAAGGUCGUGGCAGAAAACCCAAAUCUUUGAUUGUGAGGAUUCGUUAUGGCAAGGGAGAGGAUGAUUCGUUGGGCAUUGGAGAGAAAAUCCACCAUAUCAUUAACCUCCCUCCGAAUAUUCACACUACCAAAGAUGUCGCUCCUGCAGCUCCUACAACGACGCCUCCAAAACCUAAAGCUCCAAUGUCGACGAAGCCGAUUCACCCGUUGUUCCUAGGCAGAGUCGCUCCCAAAGACCCCAAUCCCCCGAAAGCUCCUUCGGAUGCAACUGAGAUUAUCGACUUCACGAUAAAAAUUAAGCCUACGACCCAGGCAAGAGUGAGGUCAGGUUCUCGCGAGACAGGAGCCUCGCCGAAAAAUCCAGCAGUGUCGUUUUCUGGUAUCUCAACAAAGACUGCCAAAUUCCCAGGGGCAGUUGAGCCUGCGUGGCCUUGGCAAGGCAUGGUUCACGUCCGUGGAUUUGAUGAACCUGCACGAAUACCAAACUCAGAACGCACUUGUCUGCCUUUCAGCUCGCAGAGUAAGAAAUCAAAAUAUCAUUCGGUCGAAAUUUCCUCCGCAGAAGACAUCAUUGAGACCCUGGCUUCGCAGUUAUCCAUCAAGAAUGUUGUUGAGAGCAUCCAGGAAGUCAAUCCCGAUGAAUACCCUUCAGCUCCUCAGUGUCUCCGCGUCCCUACCAAACACUAUGAGUCUGGUCUUGCCAUUCAGAAGAGGGUACAGAAGGAGCUGAAAAGCCGUCUGGUGCCUCCUAAAACGGCUGCUGAGAGUUCCAGCGAAGAUGAGUUUCAGCUGCACAGUAAAAAUCGUGCCAAUGUACAUCCUGCUCUCGCAAGAGUGUAUGAUUCCAUCCCCACAUCUUCCUCCGCGUUUGACAAAGGUCAAUGUGAGACUCAUCCUUGGGCCCAAAAAUAUUCCCCGAAGUGCGCCGCAGAUGUACUACAGCCUGGUCGUGAGGCUUUGAUUCUCAAGGAAUGGGUUGAAGCUUUGACAGUACAGUCUGUGGAAUCGGGACCUGGAGGCAAGGGUCAAUCCGCCUCCAAAACUGAUAAUCCUGGAAAGCGGAAACGGAACUCAAAGAAGCUGGACGAUUUUGUAAUUGCGACUGAUGAGGAGGACAAUGAUAUGGAUGAAAUCACAGAGCCUGAAGACAACAUGACUAGCGGCGGCCAAUACCAUCCAAAGCGUACAGUCAUCAAAUCUAAGGAUGCAGCUGCGCUCCUGUCCAAAGGAUCAAAAGUCUCGAAUGCUGUGGUUGUCAGUGGGCCUCAUGGGUGUGGGAAAACUGCUGCCAUAUACGCUGUGGCUAAAGAGCUUGGUUUCGAAGUGUUUGAGAUCAAUUCAAGCAGCAGGCGAAGUGGAAAAGAUAUACUAGAGAAGGUGGGUGAAAUGACCCGAAAUCAUCAUGUUCAACGUAUAGCUGCCACUCCCCAACGCGACGGAGUUGAUGAGGAUAGGGACCGGAUCGAUAGUGCCCUCGCAGAUGACCUCAAGAGUGGUCGUCAAGGUACCAUGAACUCAUUUUUCAAGCCCAACCCUACUGCACAACUCGAGUCGAAACCACGACCAAAACAUAAAGUCAAGGAAACCUCCACCCAGCCACCUGAUACAGAGCACCCCAAAAAUACCUCCACAGUGCAAGUCUCCAAGGUCAUCAAAAAUGGCUUUCUGUCGACAUCACCAACCAAGAAGCAAAAGCAGUCUCUGAUUCUCAUUGAGGAAGCCGAUGUUCUCUAUAAGGAAGACAGCCAGUUCUGGGCCACCGUCAUGGGUCUGAUUGCGACGUCCAGGCGGCCCAUCAUCAUAACAUGCACAGACGAGUCACUUCUUCCGAUACAAAGUUUAACAUUGUAUGGAAUUAUACGAAUGGCUACUCCGUCACUCGACCUUGCGGUUGAUUACAUUCUAUUGGUGGCUGCUUGUGAAGGACAUAUUCUCACGCGUGAGGCAGUCAAAGGUCUGUAUGAGGCGCGUGGUUCUGAUCUUCGAGCCUCUCUGACGGAGCUAAAUUUCUGGUGCCAGUUCGCUGUCGGUGACGUGAAGGGUGGUUUGGAGUGGUACUACCCACGUUCACCUGGCAGCAAUCAUGUCGACGAGCACGGGAAUUCAAUCCGGGUAGUCAGUGCAGGAACGUAUCAUACUGGUAUGGGAUGGCUAUCGCAAGAUUUUCUCGAAAGUCACAUACAUGACCUAGACAUUGAGGAGGAGACGUUGCAUGAAGCAUGUGAUGAGUGGCGCCUGGAUCUCGGCGACUGGGAGAAGAAUAUUGGCCUAGACGCAUGGGCAGAAAAGAUGCAGGAUAAUUCAAGUGGCAAGAAAGAUGAUCUUGCAGCUCUCGGCAUGUACGUCGACUUUGCUGAUUCAAUGAGCGUUGCGGAUCUGUGUUCCGGCGGUACAUUUGCGCCUAUGAACCAGAUACUACUUGACGUAUCAUUCCCAGAGCUAUCUGCAAAGGUACGAGAUGACUACACCCUCGGGUAUGAAUUAAAAGAGACACCCACCCUUGUCGACUACAACACUCUCAGCAAGGAUAUUUCGCUUUUCAUCAAGUCGCGCACACGAAAAGUGCUGCAUGUUGAUCAACAUAUCCGUCACAAUUUUGAGGUCCCUACUGAGCUUGAUCGUCCUUCGGAGACCGAAGUUCUUCGCCUCAUCCGCGAUUUAGCUAUUUCUCCUAAUGACUCGCUCACUCGAUAUGACUUCAGUCAGGCAUUCGAUCCUAUAUCCGCGACUGAGAAGUUCAUCUGGAGCACCUCCUUGGAGGCUUCGACUUUCGACCGCACUAUGACACUCAUCGUGGAAGACCUGGCGCCUUACGUUCGGUCAAUUGUAGCAUACGAUGCUCGUCUUCAGGAGGAUCGUCUCAAGAUGAGCAAUCUCCUGAGUGAAGGUGGAGCUGGUAGAAGGGGGAAGAGAAUGAGGACUACACGAGCAGCAAUGUCUGCGCUGGAAGGUGGAGCAAGAGUCAGCACACGACGUGAUAGGUAUUUCACAGCAGCGUUGAACCCAUCUUUUGUGCUCAAGACCGGAAUGCCAGGCUGGAUUCAGGCUUCAUUGGCGGAAAUCGAAAGCCCUGAUGUUCUGAAUACAAGCCGCAGAUCCAGCACGAGUAUCUUGGGGCGAGAGAUAAUGGAAGAUAAUGAGAGGGAUGAAUUAGUCGGCAGCAAUCCUGGAUGA